CUGACACAUUGCCCCCCGACAAAAAAUCCAAACAAAUAGAAUAUUGCCGUCUGAGUUUGCCUUCCUAUUUAUCCUGCGGCGGCGUCUGGAUCAUGAUUCUUUCCGGCUACUGAAGAAACAUAAACAAACAAAAAAAGAGAAAGGAAAACAAAAACAAUGGCUUGUUCUCUAGAGAUUGUUAAGUUAUGUGGGUACUACUCUCCUGUAUCAUCCAUUUCCCGCCAUAUAUCUACAGUGAAACUGGAAUCUAGAAAAAGGGUUUUCAGAUUAGCAGAUUCUCGGCGGUUUGGUCGAUGUGUUAAGGUUUCUUCAUCAUCUGCUCGUAACGGCGGCGAUAACCAGUCAAAAGGUGAUGAACCACCAGAAUCUUUGUUCAUGAAAGAAUUGAAGAGAAGAGGUAUGACUCCUACAUCGUUACUUCAAGACUAUGAAGUUGAUGUUGAUGAGAUCAAACCCACUGGUAAAGAAACCUCUAAAACGACUGCAACUACUACUCCUCCAUUCGACCAAAGUUUGUUAAACCAGAGAGAGAGAUCCUUGGCUUUAAACAGCGAAGGCCUUGAGGGAUUGAUUCCACGUGCUAAGAUAUUGCUGAUGACUGGAGGGACUUUCUUCUUGGGUUUUUGGCCCUUGAUAGUCUUAACUCUUGGCGCCUUCUCCGCCCUUUACCUUUACUUUGGAGCAGAUUUCGUUCAUGAUGGAAGCAGAACUCCGGUUUCACCACCACCCUACAUCGAUCCUUAUGCUCUCUUGGAGGAUGAGAGGAUAUCUGGAAUCAAUUCUCGUCUAAAUUAG
This is a messenger RNA of Eruca vesicaria subsp. sativa (arugula), 795 nucleotides long. NCBI's taxonomy places the organism in Eukaryota, Viridiplantae, Streptophyta, Magnoliopsida, Brassicales, Brassicaceae. The record is from the annotation of a GenBank genome assembly.